Symbiodinium natans is the source of this 840-nucleotide messenger RNA. The record is from the annotation of a GenBank genome assembly. NCBI's taxonomy places the organism in Eukaryota, Dinophyceae, Suessiales, Symbiodiniaceae.
AUGAUGGAGUACGUCCGCAAGGCCUCAGGAGCCAUCGAAGCCUCUUUGGGGGUCGGAUCCAGCACCGCAUUGGUUCUGACGUUCCUAGUGAUACUCAUCAGCAUCUAUGCGACGCUGCACAUCUUUCAAGUUGUGAGUGGCUCGGGAAUUCGACCGCGGCGUUCCCGAGGAAAUGCAGCGCUACUGUUAGGCCCGUGUGGAUCUGGCAAAACUGCUGUUUUCUUCCGACUCCGAGACGGGGAAGAGGUGCAGACAGUUUCCUCGCUCUCGCCUGCGCGUGACAGUUUUGAGAUCAAAGCCGGCGAGGCGCCCUUGCUUGCCCUUGCCAGGGCCUUCCUGCUUCCGGUUGUGCCUGGCUGCUCCAGUUGCAUAAUGUUGCCGCAGGCAGAUCAAAAACUGGGGCCCCUGGAGGUGGUGGACUUUCCUGGUCAUUUGCGCAUGAGAGGGAAAGCAAACGACAUGGUCAAGGAGGCACGAUGCAUCAUCUACUUGGUCGAUGCAGAAGACAAGCCUAAGCUGAAGGAUGUGGCAGAACACUUCUACGAGCUCUUCACUCACCCAGAUGUUCUGGAGCUCCACACUCCCAUUAUGGUGGCCUGCAACAAGAGCGAUCUGACAUCAGCUCGCACAGAGAAGUUUAUUGUCAGGGGCCUUGACCGAGUAGAGGAAAUCGAGCGCGAGAUAGAACAGAUGCGGGUCUCACGGGGCUACCUCGGCGUAGAUGGGGAGAAGUUCAAGCUCACGGAGCAUGCCCCAUGCCCAAUACAAACGUGCAGAAUCUCGGCGAAGAAGAACCAGCUUGAACCUCUGUACAACUUUCUUCUUGAGCAGUUUGCCUAG